AUGGAUUCAAUAAGUCUGCUCGUCGGUCCGCCUCCAAAUGCAAAUCGUGCUUUGACUCAAGACGAUUUCGAUUCUCGCUACAACUUCGUCAAAUUCCGCAAGAAAAAAACGAACGGCGAGCUGUUUCGUCAAUAUACAAUCGGCGAAAAUUGGGCCCUUUAUCAGCCGCCAAAUUCGUGGGCUCAGAUUUUGCCGAUUGCCACGUGGAUUCAGAAGUAUCAUGUGAAAGUGAGUCGAAAAUCAAGCAGAAAAUUUGGGGAGUAACUCAAUUUGCUCGAUUUUUGAUGGGCUCAAAAUUUUUUGGAGCUAAAAAUAGAUCAAAAAUUGAGGAAGAGGCGAUAGAAAAGUUGGUGGAGAACAUUUUUUUUUUGAAAAAAUUGCAAAUUUUAGUUUAAAAAUCCACAUGGAUCUCUAGAGAGUACUGUAGACCAACUUUUUUGCACUGAAAUUUGUGCUACAGUAACCCAAAUCGCAAAUAAAAUCCACGUGGAUCUCUAGAGAGUACUGUAGACCAACUUUUUUGCUUUAAAAUUUGAUCUACAGUAAUCAAAUUAAAUUUGGUGUUAAAAAAAUCCACGUGGAUCUCUAUAGAGUACUGUAGAUAACAUUUCUGGGGCUACAGUAACCCAAUCAAGUUUAGUUUAAAAAAUCCACGUGGAUCUCUAGAGAGUACUGUAGACCACCUUUUUUUUUGCUUUAAAAUUUGAUCUACAGUAACCUAGGCUUGUUUGGUGUCAAAAAAUCCACAUGGAUUUCUAGAGAGUACUGUAGACCAUCUUUUUUGCACUAAAAUUUGAUCUACAGUAACCAAAUCAUGUUUGGUGUCAAAAAAUCCACGUGGAUCUCUAGAGAGUACUGUAGACCACCCUUUUUUCACUUAUAUUUGAUCUACAGUAACCUAGGCUUGUUUGGUGUCAAAAAAUCCACGUGGAUCUCUAGAGUACUGUAGACCGAAUUUUUGGGACCAAAAUCCACAGUAACCCUGCCAUAUUUGGUGUCAAAAAUUCGCAAAUUUUCUUUCAGGACACCCUUUGGCGUGACAUUUUGGGUGCCAUAUUCCUCUCCUCUCUUCUCAUUCCACAAGCAAUCGGUUUCGGCGCCAUCAUCGACAAUAUUCCCGCGGCGUGUUUCAGCCUUUUCCUACCGCAAAUUGUCUAUGCGUUUUUCGGAUCGGCUCAACAUUCCAGUCUGGGCUCAAUCUCAUUUUCAGCUAUUAUGAUUUAUAGCUCGAUACAGUACUCGGCAAGCAGUUUGGCCGCCAUUUCGUUGUGUUGUGCGGUUAUUCAGGUAGAUCAAAUAGGGGGGGGUACUGUAGGAGUACUGUAGGUAGAUCAAAUUUUGGGCGCCAAAAAUCGGCUUUUGAAAUUUUGAUCUACAAAAAUUCCAAAAUUUGGCGCGAAAAAUUAGGCUACCGUAACCUGGAAUCCACGUGGCAUCUAAGGUUAUUGUAGAUCAAAAAGACACACAUUUUUGGCGCCAAAAAAUUUGAUCUACAGUAUCCCGUGGAUUUUCGAAAUUUUUUGGCGCCUGAAAAUUUUUCGCGCCAAAACAUAGGGCUACAGUAACCCGAACGUGGCUUUUCAUGGGCCUGAAUUUUCGACAUUUAAAAAAAAUCCAGCCUGGAUCCGCAAAUUACAGUACCCCUAAACUACAGUACCCAAAACAUUCUGUAGAUCAAAAUUUGCCGCCUAACUCAUAUGCCACGUAGAGAAUUUUGUACGUGAAAAUUUUUGAUCUACAGAAAUUUCCACGUGGAUUUUUUGAGUCUGAAAUUUCGUAACAGCCUAAUUACAGUAACCCAAACAUUUGCAGCUCCUCCAAUUCCUGCUCCCUCUGGAAUUCGUCUUCUCCUACAUCUCGACAAGUUCGCUUUCCGGAUUUUCCUUGGGCCUUUUCGUCCGCAUCGUCGCGCGCUUCUUUCCGCAAUUCCUCAUCUUCCGCGGCCACGACUGCAAACCCAACGCGGCAAUCGUUCCGCAACCCCUCAAUGCCACCCUCGCGGCAACCGCCAGCAGCAGAUCUCUUCAAUGUUUCUACGCGGCAAUGCCGUGUUUGCGCGCGGCGGAUCCGCUUCUGAUUGCGGUCACCGCAACGUGUUGCGUCGUUUUUGUGGCGUUCAAGUGGAGGGUGAAUCGAUUUUUGUUGGCCAAAUUUGGAUUUAGUGCACCGCACGAGUUUUUGUGCCUCGUUUUGGGUGAGUUUUCAGAUUCUAAUCUGAGCAAUGCCUUUCGAAAAAACCGUAGCUCAGAUUAGAAUUCUCAAAUUUUCAAUCUAACCUGAGCAAUGUCUGAAAAAACUAUUGCUCAUAUUAAGAUUCUCAAAUUUUUGACCUAACCUAACUUGUAAGCAAUACCUAAAAACUAUUGCUCAGAUUAUAAUUUUCGUAGCCUAACCUGAGCAAUACCUUGAAAACCGUAACUCACAAUCAGAUUAAAAUCAUCAAACUUUUAAGCUGAGCAAUUUCGAAAAAGCAUUGCUCAUAUUAAUACCAUCAAAUUUUCGUCCUAACAUGAGCGAUGCCUCGAAAACCGUAACUCAGAUUAAGAUUCUCAAAAUUUUCAGCCUAACCUGAGCAAUAUCUAAUAAACAUUGCUCAGAUUAAAAUCCUCAAAUUUUCAGCCUAACCUGAGCAAUGCCUCGAGAACCGUAGCUCAGAUUAAGAUUUUCAAAUUUUCAGCCUAACCUGAGCAAUCUCGAAAAAACCAUGGCUCAGCUUAAAAUCCCCAAAUUUGUUUUAACCUAAACCUGAGCAAUUUUGAAAAAAUUUAUUGCUCAGAUUAAGAUUCUCAAACUUUUAAUCUGAGCAAUGCCUCGAAAACCGUAGCUCAUAUUAAAAUCCUCAAAUUUUCAACCUAAUCUGAGCAAUGUCUGAAAAAGCAUUGCUCAGCUUAAGAUUCUCAAAUUUUCAGCCUAACCUGAGCAAUGCCUCGAAAACCGUAGCCCAUAUUAAAAUCUUCAAAUUUUCAGCCUAACCUGAGCAAUGCCUUAAAAACCUUAGCAUUGCUCAGAUUAGAAUUUUCAUAGCUCAUUUCUAAUCUAACCUGAGCAAUAUCUGAUAAACAUUGCUCAGCUUAGAAUCCUCAAAUUAAUAAUCUAACCUGAGCAAUACCUGAAAAGGCAUUGCUCAUAUUAAGAUUCUCAAAUUUCUAACCUAACCUGAGCAAUGCCUCGAAAAAACUAUUGCUCAGAUUAUAAUUCUCAAAUUUUCAACCUAACCUGAGCAAUGCCUCGAAAACCGUAACUCAGAUUAAAAUCCUCAAAUUUUCAGCCUAAUCUGAGCAAUGCCUCGAAAAAACUAUUUCACAGAUUAGAAUUCUCAUAAUUUUCAGCCUAAUCUGAGCAAUGCCUCGAAAAAACUAUUUCUCAGAUUAGAAUUCUCAUAAUUUCUAACCUAACCUGAGCAAUGGUAUUCUGAAAAUUUCCAGCCACAACCACGCUCUACUUGUUCGGCACCUCCCCAUCCUCGUCUUCUCCCACACCCACACCCACACCCGCUCCCACCAUCACCCAAAUUCUUCCCACCACCCAUCAUCAUCUCGACUUCUCACUCCCCGCCAUCCGCUUCUGGACCUUGCCCUCCACCUCAACCCUUCUCGACAGCCUCGCCAUCUCAAUGUACACCAUGUGCGCCCAUAUGUCAAUCACAAAAAGCAUAGCCGAGGAGAAGAUGUACAAGGUGCACAGGAAGCAGGAACUACUCUGCUUCUCUAUCAUCUCGUUCAUCAGUUCACUUUUCCGUCUGCUUCCGCCGAGUUCGAGUUAUGGGAGUAGUCAGAUUAACAUUGAGGCGUCGAAGUUUUCACUGGUUGCCAAUGUUUUGUCGCUGAUUCCGACGGCCAUUUUGAUACAAUUCGGACCGCCCCUUUUUAAUGUUCUACCGAUGGUGAGUUAGGGGAGGAAGGGAGUUAGGCUAAGUCCAGAAGAUUCCUAGGGGCUGGGUCCAGCCUUUGGGUUAAGCCUAAGGUCUUGCCUAAGCCUAAGCUCGAGCCUAGAAUUUUAGGCUAAGUCUAGGUUACGCCUAAGCCUAAGUCAAAACCUAAGCCUAAGGUCUUGCCUAAGCCUAAGUCAACGCCUAAGCCUGAAGUCUUGGGUGGGCCUAAACUCGAGUCUAGAAUUUUAGGCUGAGUCUAGGUUACGCCUAAGCCUAAGGUCUUGGCUAAGCCUAAGGUCUUGGCUAAGCCUAAGGUCUUGGCUAAGCCUAAGGUCUUGCCAACGCCUAAGGCCUUGGGUAAGCCUAAGCUCGAGCCUGGAAUUUUAGGCUGAGGUUACGCCUAAGCCUAAGGUCUUGGCUAAGCCUAAGGUCUUGGCUAAGCCUAAGGUCUUGGCUAAGCCUAGCCUAAGGUCUUGGCUAAGCCUAAGGUCUUGGCUAAGCCUAAGGUCUUGCCUAAACCUAAGGUCUUGCCUAAACCUAAGGCCUUGGCUAAGCCUAAGGUCUUGGCUAAGCCUAAGGUCUUGGCUAAACCUAAGGUCUUGGCUAAGCCUAAGCCUUUGCCUAAGCCUAGGACCUUAGAUAAGCCUAAGGUCUUGACUAAGCCUAAGGUCUUGGCUAAGCCUAAGGUCUUGCCUAAGCCUAAGGUCUUGACCAAGCCUAAGUCCAGAUUUUUCCAACCCAUUGCUCAGAUUAUACAACAUUUUCCAGUGCGCAAUCGGAGUUAUGGUAAUUGUCUCGCUGAGUGGCUGGUUCAGCGACCUCAAAUCGAUACAUCAAACUAUAUACGCUUCCACGUGGGAUGCGGUGAGUUAAGGGAACUUAAUCUGAGCAUAGGCUUGUGGGGUGUCUUUCGAAGCAGAAUCCCAAGAAGGAUUCUCGAAAUCCACGUCAUAACCAUCCAAUUUUUCUAGUCGCUCGCAAUUCUGGCUCUCUUCUCGGCUCUCCUCAUCCCCAACACAUGCACCGGUUUUCCUGACAAUGUUGGCGUGUCAAAUCUUUGCCGUCAGUUUGCGCGUGCAAUUUCCGCAAAUCGAAGUGUUGGCCAAACUCAGCGAUGCGCAUUUCGCGGAAGAGACGCGGUAUGAGGGAGAUUGUAUGGAUACGCCGAUGCGGAUCAUCCGCUUGGGUGGUCCGUUGCUCUCGGUGAAUUGUGAGCAGAUUCGGAAUGAGCUGAUUAGGCAGGCGGUGAUUGUGAAGGGGUUGAUUGGUAUUGGGAUUGGCACGAGGACGGCGAGUUUGAGGAGUCAGUGUCCGUCGGCGGUUGGACCCAAGGUGAGGAGAGGGUCGGUUUGGGCCUAGGCCUAGCUUAGGUUAAGCCUGGGUUAUACUAAGGGCUAGCUUAGCUUAGGCUUAGCCUAGCCUUAGGCUAAGCUUAGGUUAGGCUUAGGUUUAGCCUAGCCUUAGGUUAGGCUUAGGUUAGCCUUAGGUUAGGCUUAGCCUAGCUUAGGUUGGGCUUAGCCUAGCUUAGGUUAGGCUUAGCCUAGCUUAAGUUAGGCUUAGCCUAGCUUAGGUUAGGCUUAGGUUAGGCUUAGGUUUAGCCUAGCCUAGAUUAGGCUUAGAUUAGCCUUAGGCUUAGCCUAGCUUAGGUUAGGCUUAGGUUAGGCUUAGGUUUAGCCUAGCCUAGAUUAGGCUUAGAUUAGCUUAGGCUUAGCCUAGCUUAGAAUAGGCUUAGCCUAGCUCAGGUUAGGCUUAGCUUAGCCUAGCUUAGGCUUAGCCUAGCCUUAGCUUAGGCUUAGCCUAGCCUUAGCUUAGGCUUGAGUUAGGCCUAAGUUAGGGGUAAGUCUAGCCUAGAUGAGGCUUAGGCUUAGGCUUCUGAAAUUUAGAAAAAAAAAUUUUAAAAAAAUUAAAAAAAAAAAAAAUUUUUUCAAAAUUUUUAAUUUAAUUUCAAAUUUUAAUUUUAAAAAUUGAAAUUUAAAAAAAUCCACGUGGCAAUAAAAAAACAAAAAGUCCAAACAUGCUCAAAAAUAAUGAAAAUUAAAAAAAAAAAAUUUCUGAGCCCAUAAUUUCGUUGCCAAAAAUCCCUCUCCCAAGCUCAAAACAAAUCCGUUUCAGUUUUCAUUACAGGAAAGUGUGACAGCUCGUGAAUCGGUAAAUCUAUCGGCAAACAUCACAAUUAUUCAGGAGUGCGAUAAUUCGGUGGUGAGUUCACUUUUUUCAAUAACAUGAGCAAUCAUUUCUCAUUGCUCAUAUUAACAUGUAUUUCAGGCUCUUCCGAACGGCGACGUUCCGCCAAUCGUUCGAUUUUUGGUGUUGACUUUUAAUGGUGUCACAGCGAUUGACAAGGAUAUGCUGACGUGUUUGUCGCAGGUUGGUGUUUGGGCAUUGCUCAGGUUAAAGAGGUGCUUGGGAAGCCUUGAGAAGCCUUGGGAAGCCUUGGGAAGCCUCGGGAAGCCUUGGGAAGCCUCCAGAAGCCUUGGGAAGCCCUGAAAAGCCCUGAAAAGCCCUGGGAAGCCUUUCUUUAACAUGAGCAAUACAUUGCUCAUAUUACAGGUGUACGGUGAUUUGAACGCGGACAACAUCAAAUGCCUCUUUUCCGGUGUUCCGGCGCUCAUCCGCGAUCAAAUGGAGCAUUUGGGUUUUUACAACACAAUUCCGCGCACACAAUUCUUCCCGAAUAUACAGGAGGCACUGAUUUGUGCCAGGAAUACGGUAGCACCAUUUCAUAUGAGGUAAGGGUUUGCGUCAACACCGGAUUUGCGUCAGUGAAGAGUCUUGGCUUCGAGUUGCUUGGGUGAUUUGGAGUAUUUUGACACCAAACAUGACUAUGUUUUGAAGUGCACCAGAAAUGCGCCAGCAUAGGGUUUUGUUGACGCAUUUUCGGUGCAACCCAGAAUACAGUCAUGUUUGGUGUCAAAAUGCUUGAAAUCAAAAAAGGAAUUAGAAAAUAGCUAUCAAAAAUUCUUUUCACUGACGCAAAUCUCGUGCUGACGCAUUUUUGGUGCACCACAAACUCAAUAAUUUCAGCGUGUCAAUGAAUGGAUAUCGAGAUGUGAUUGCGCUAAGUUGUGCGGUCUCGAACGCAGACCUGAAUCGUGCCUCGCCAGAAGCAGUUUAA
This is a messenger RNA of Caenorhabditis angaria, 6986 nucleotides long. Lineage: Eukaryota; Metazoa; Nematoda; Chromadorea; Rhabditida; Rhabditidae. The record is from the annotation of a GenBank genome assembly.